GCCGCAGAGGCUGAGGCAGGCAAGGACCCAAGGGUACCCUUGAAAAAGUCGUUUGUCCUUACUAUGCGCGUUGACUGUAUUCAUAUGCACAUAUUCUGCAGAUGUAUGGGGUACAACUGGGGGGGUCAAUCUACGCGGUGCAAGUGUGCUACAUUGGACAUUUUGUUUUACAAGAGUCAGUGUUGAUGCGAGAAAGGAGGGGCCUUAUCUACGCUCACCGCUGCAGCAUGUAGAGGCGGCUAUGUUCUUGAGCAGGUCCGGUCCUUGCCAGCUUUUCAGCGGCGGGACAAAUUCGUCAUCAGCCACCCUUCGUUUAGUAAACCACCACAGUUCGUAAAGGAUGCAUUCUCCGACUCGAAGCAUGUAAUGGUCCUGCAAGACGACUUCUGGUUUGGCGUUCCGCUGGUCAGGUCUUUGCAGGUGCCAUAUGUUGCGCAUCGCCAGUUGGAUGCUGUGGCCUGGGGGAACACCUCUAGUCUUCAGAAGGUUCAGGCUCGGAACAUCACUUUCAUGUUCCAUGGCAAAGGGUAUCGAAAUGCAGAAGGAAGAAACCGAGGCAUUCUAAUGAACAUGAUCCGGGGGAAUUUUAGCAAUACGAGCUUGGUGGACUAUUCUUUCGAGCGCGACAGGGACCAGGCAAACCAGUUCAGGCGUGUUCGCGAGACGGCACAGAUUUAUCUGCAGAGCAAGUUCUGUCUCGUUCUGCCUGGGGACACCCACACAACGCGCAGGCUGUACGACGCCAUGGCGGCGGGCUGUGUCCCGGUGGUUUACGGGAGCGUCCUCUUGCCAUUCCGCGAGUCGGUGCCCUGGACAGAGUUGGUGGUGUUCAUAGACUCCUGCAGAGCAGACAGGGUGAUAGAGACGCUGCGCGAGCUCCUCCUGCUGGAGGACGUCGCGCAGAGGGGAAAGGCGGCGCAGGAGGCCUACACAAGAUGGCUGUCGUUCACAAGGGGGACCGGGAUGGUGAGCGCCAUCGUACUGAGGGAGGAGGUGGAGGUGAUGUCUGCCUUCGGGGACCGCGCGGCCAAGUUCUCGAAGGUGAGGGAGGGGUGCGGGCCCGACAACCUGUUUUAGGCGCCGCGUCACGGGGUUGCUUGGGUAAAGAGGCGUCGAUCACACCGUACCACCUCCUGGUUGUGCGCGUCCCCAGAUAUCCAGCGCGUUGAAAAAGUCACGUCGAUGUCUUUCCGCUGUUUUCGGCAGCCAGGGAUGUCUUCUG
Messenger RNA from Prorocentrum cordatum, 1222 nucleotides. The record is from the annotation of a GenBank genome assembly. NCBI's taxonomy places the organism in Eukaryota, Dinophyceae, Prorocentrales, Prorocentraceae.